CACAUAGAUAUUUUAAUUAAUUAGUUACUAAUGUAUACAACUCCAUCCAAAAUUAAACACUCUAAUAAUUAAAAAAUAAAUCUAAAACAAAAUUCAAAUUAAAAUCAAACACUAAUCUAAAAUAAAAUUCAACAGCAACAGCAACAGCAACAGCAACAGCAACAGCAACAGCCCAAACUAGAAAUGAAAUUGCGGAGUUAUGAUGAAUCAAGAGAAGCUGCGGUGCAGCGACAACUUAUAGUAGACUUAUUUUGUUGGCCGUUUGACGAUUUGAGGUGGGAGAUGAGGAAGUUGGCGCGUGCAACUGCAGGACAUGCUGAAAAAUCUAUGAAAGUUGUUUCAAACUUCGCCAAUAAGAUCACCCACAAAUUUAACCAAUUACACCAACCUAAACCUAAUGUUCCCAAUACAAGUAAGGUAAUGAAGAUGAAAAAAAGCAAUCGCUCAGAAGUCGAAAAUAAAGCAAGUAAUCAUAAGGAUUCUGUUGUUACCAAAGGAAAGGAGCUUGACAAGGAUAAUAUAACAAAGCAACAUUUAUACCAGACUAAGAUUAAAAUCGGAAAGUAUACUGCAAGCUUUACCAUACAGACCAAGGUCAAGAGACAGUAGUGCAGAUUAAAAUCAGAAAGUUAGUGUUUGAAUAGUGCGAAAGUACAUAAGAGUAGUUUGUUAGUUUUCUUUUCUAGCUAGCUUAUGAGGUUCAGCAAUAUUUUGUGUGAUAGAUAUGUGAGUUGAAACCUUGUAAUUCAUGUGCAUUAUAAAUUCUCAACUUGUGAAUACAUUUUACCAUA
This is a messenger RNA of Spinacia oleracea (spinach), 791 nucleotides long. RefSeq lists its product as uncharacterized. The record is from RefSeq and is a predicted model, not a curated record. The transcript has 2 exons. The coding region runs from base 184 to 609 and encodes 141 amino acids. NCBI's taxonomy places the organism in Eukaryota, Viridiplantae, Streptophyta, Magnoliopsida, Caryophyllales, Amaranthaceae.